Messenger RNA from Exophiala dermatitidis NIH/UT8656, 1583 nucleotides. RefSeq lists its product as uncharacterized. NCBI's taxonomy places the organism in Eukaryota, Fungi, Ascomycota, Eurotiomycetes, Chaetothyriales, Herpotrichiellaceae. The coding region runs from base 637 to 1269 and encodes 210 amino acids. The transcript is spliced from 3 exons. The record is from RefSeq and is a predicted model, not a curated record.
GCCUUACUUGCCUGAUGCGUUUACCCACCGACGGUACUGGCAUCAAAGUACUUCUGUUCCUGUGUCCACCGACCGCCGACCACCGGCAGCCUCUUCAGGACCGCCAAGCUGUCAGUCUCUCCAGACUCCACGCUCAAAGUACCUAGGUAGGGUUGCUGGCAUCUACUAGCGACACAUUCUCUGAGCUGUCCGUGAUCUGUUCGCACUACCACUUCUUCCAACCCAAUGACUACCAUGGCAACAGACGCCACUACCCACUGGCUCACCAGAUGAGAGAUUUUCACCUUGCCCAGCCGUCAAGCUCCCAAGGCCAGAACCUCAAGCGAGCGAGUCCUGGCACAGCAGGUAGGAAGCCUCUGACAUCACACCGGAUGGCAAAGAAAGCAAAGAGAGCAGGAUAGGUCUCCGUCCCUCCUACUUCGGCGGCACGACCAGACCUCAAGCCACAGAAAGCUAGGCAUGUAUACACACAGGGGCAGCCACAGGGCCAAUCAUAUAUUGGUCGGCCGGCCGUUCUUCAACUCCUCUACCCUUUCUCGAGACCAAGUCUGCUACCGCUCUACACUACAUCCGUCGUUCGUUCAUUCAUCGUUGACCACCACAGUCACUACUAUCACGCAAUAACCAACAUCCAAGAUGAAGUCUUUCACUGUUGCCUCGGUUGCUGCUCUGGCUCUGGCCGUUCCUGCCUUUGCUCAAGACAUCACGAGCCUGCCUCAAUGCGCUCAAUCCCCCAUCUUGAACGCCAUCAGCAGCUCUGGAUGCGGUCUGACCGACAUUGAAUGCAUUUGCAAGAAUGACGACUUCGUCAGCGGUCUCGUCAAGUUGAUUCCUACCCUUUGCAACACCCAAGAGGUUCAGGAAACCAUUGACUUUGCCAAGAACCUUUGCAGUGCAUACGGCGUGACCAUCAACGUUCCUGACGCAACGGCGCUUGCAAGCUCUGCCACCGCCCCGGCCGCCAGCUCUGCAGCUUCAUCUCUCGCCUCGUCCGCCAGCGCUGAGGCCUCGUCCAUCACCAGCGCCGCAUCAUCUGUGGCCUCGUCUGCGUCUGCUGCUGCCACGUCCAGCAGCGCCGCCGCCAGCUCUGCUGCCAGCUCCAGCUCCUCCGCGGCCGCUUCGCAGACUGCGUCCCAGACCGAGUCUGCUGCUGCCACUUCGGCCCAGACCAGCCCUGCCCAAUACUCGGGCAACGCCGGUGUCGCCAACACCGUUGGCAUGUCUGGCCUGAUGGGCGCUCUUGCCGUCGGCUUGUUGGCUGCCGCAUAAACCCGAUACCACUCGAGUAUCACCCAUGACGGGUGCGGUGACGAACAGAAGUCCAUCCUCCGAUGCGUAAACAAAAGCAUCAGUAGCAACAACAACAGCCGCAUACCCUUGUCGGGCCCAACUUGAGUUGAACUGGCAUGGAUGUGUCUGUAUGCACGUACAUACAUACAUAUUAUACUACACUAUAAUAUAUAGGUUGCGAUACUACCUAUAUGACACUCUCUUAACUUCAAACAACUCAAAGACAUCCAGUACAUAGUAACAUAGUACUCAUUUAUUACCCGACUGACCAAAAUACCACAUUGUGCUAGGAA